AAUCAUCCAGGUGUAUAAAAGGCCUGUGGCAGAUGUUGAAAAACAAACUCCAGAAACCUACUGCUUAAUCUUCCUCUGAACACUCCACUCCUGACAACAUGUGCUACUACAGAGGAUAUUAUGGAGGUCUGGGCUAUGGCUAUGGUGGCCUUGGCUAUGGAUAUGGCUGUGGCUAUGGUGGCUAUGGUUAUGGCUGCUGCCGCCCACUGUGCUGUGGAAGAUACUGGUCUUAUGGCUUCUACUGAGGACAUUGUGCAGCAACCAAACCUUUCUAACCAGAAGAGCUUCCAAGUCGUUUUACACCAAGAACACACCAAUGUCUUCAAAAUGUAUAACUUCAGGACAAAAUAUGUAAAAUACAAUUGAAGUACAACACAGUCACCUAAUUCCUCGUCUGAAUUUGGACCAUGAUUGUGUUUUAUGUUAUCUUCAUCGUACUCUGUAAAAUGAUUUUAAAUAUGACUCUCAACUUAUGCUUCAAAAAUGUGUGUCAUCAAAUAACUAAAUGAAUAAACCAUACAAAACGC
Messenger RNA from Mus musculus (house mouse), 527 nucleotides. Its product is annotated as predicted gene, 52258. The transcript has a single exon. Bases 99 to 245 code for a protein of 48 amino acids. NCBI's taxonomy places the organism in Eukaryota, Metazoa, Chordata, Mammalia, Rodentia, Muridae. The record is from RefSeq and is a predicted model, not a curated record.